This is a messenger RNA of Staurois parvus, 480 nucleotides long. Lineage: Eukaryota; Metazoa; Chordata; Amphibia; Anura; Ranidae. The record is from the annotation of a GenBank genome assembly.
AUGUACAUACACAGAAAUACACACGUACGUAUGUACAUACAUACAUACAUACAGACACAUGUACACACACGUACGUAUAUACACACACACAUGUACACACAUACAUGUACAUACAUGCAGACACAUGUACAGAUACACACAUGUACAUACACGCAGACACAUGUACAAUUGUACAUGCAUACACAGACACACACACAUGUACACGGACCCCCACCAAUAAAAAGUUGCAAUACUUUGUUGUUCACUCACAGAGCGGGGUACUGCACUCUAGGGGGAGGCAGAGAGCACAGCACACAUUCCUUCCUUUGCUUUCACUGCACUCAGCUAUUGAGCAGUCUGACGGCUCUCAGUGCCAAUGACAGGUCCGGCCUGAGCUCCAAGCCUCCUCAGCAAGACGGCCCUGGGGGACACACUUGCCCCCACCAUAAUUUCCACUCGCCAUUGGCGAGCAGGCGAGUGAAAAUUUCAAGCCCUCUACUA